Aquila chrysaetos chrysaetos is the source of this 10060-nucleotide messenger RNA. RefSeq names its product glutamate ionotropic receptor delta type subunit 1 (gene GRID1). NCBI's taxonomy places the organism in Eukaryota, Metazoa, Chordata, Aves, Accipitriformes, Accipitridae. Gene Ontology annotation, cellular component: postsynaptic membrane; plasma membrane. Gene Ontology annotation, molecular function: transmitter-gated monoatomic ion channel activity involved in regulation of postsynaptic membrane potential; glutamate-gated receptor activity. The record is from RefSeq and is a predicted model, not a curated record. The transcript is spliced from 18 exons. Gene Ontology annotation, biological process: modulation of chemical synaptic transmission; synaptic transmission, glutamatergic; monoatomic ion transport. The coding region runs from base 299 to 3454 and encodes 1051 amino acids.
GGCACACACCGAGCGCCGGAGGCUCCGCCGCGCCGCCUGCCAACCCGGGAUCUACCUCCGUGCUUUUUGAGCCCCGGCUUUUUUUUUUUUUUCCCUCUCCCCGCCGCCCGUCUUCCUCAAGCUUGGAAAAUUCUUGGGGCGCUGGGGGAAUUUGGGAUUUUUUUCUAAGGGGGGGUGUCUGGGCAUCUACCCCCCGCGCCCGCUGCCGUGCUCCACCUGCCCUUGCGCCUUUUUUCUUCUUUUCCCCUGUCUGUCUCUCCGCUAAACCCGGGCUGAUGUGCUGUGCGAGAGGCUGGAAAUGGAAGUGUUGAUGCUCUGGCUUUUCCCCUGGAUAUUUCAGUGCGUUUCGGUGCGGGCGGACUCCAUCAUCCACAUUGGUGCCAUUUUCGAAGGCAAUGCUGCCAAAGACGACGAGGUGUUCAAGCAGGCGGUGUCGGAUCUGAACCUCAAUGACGACAUCCUCCAGAGCGAGAAAAUCACUUACUCCAUCAAGCUCAUAGAGGCCAACAACCCCUUCCAUGCGGUGCAGGAAGCCUGUGACCUGAUGACCCUGGGGAUCUUAGCCUUAGUGACGUCCACUGGUUGUGCCUCGGCCAACGCCCUGCAGUCCCUGACAGAUGCCAUGCACAUCCCACACCUUUUUGUACAGCGCAACACGGGAGGCUCCCCACGCACAGCCUGCCACCUGAACCCCAGCCUGGAGGAAGAGGAGUACACGCUGGCCGCCCGACCACCGGUCCGCCUCAAUGAUGUUAUGCUGAAACUGGUCACAGAGCUGCGGUGGCAGAAAUUCAUAGUAUUUUAUGACAGCGAUUAUGAUAUACGCGGACUGCAGGGAUUUCUCGAUCAGGCCUCAAGACUGGGACUUGAUGUAUCAUUACAAAAAGUGGACAGGAACAUCAGCAGAGUCUUUGCCAACCUUUUCACUACCAUGAAAACAGAAGAGCUGAACCGCUAUCGGGACACACUGCGAAGGGCUAUCUUACUUCUAAGCCCACGGGGAGCCCAGACUUUUAUUAAUGAGGCUGUGGAAACCAACCUUGCAUCAAAGGAUAGUCACUGGGUCUAUGUAAAUGAGGAAAUCACUGAUAAUGAAAUAUUAGAGUUGGUACAUAGUGCUCUGGGGAGGAUGACAGUUAUCCGGCAAAUUUUCCCUCUCUCAAGGGACAACAAUCAGAGGUGCAUGAGGAACAAUCACCGAAUAUCUUCACUGCUGUGUGAUCCACAAGAAGGCUAUCUUCAGAUGCUGCAGGUUUCCAACCUGUACCUGUAUGACAGUGUGCUCAUGCUGGCCAAUGCUUUCCACAGAAAACUGGAGGACAGGAAGUGGCACAGCAUGGCAAGUCUGAACUGCAUGAGGAAAUCCACCAAACCUUGGAAUGGAGGACGAUCCAUGCUAGAGACUAUUAAGAAGGGCCAUAUAACUGGGCUUACUGGUGUUAUGGAGUUCAGAGAAGAUGGCGCCAACCCCUAUGUUCAAUUUGAAAUACUGGGCACUAGCUACAGCGAAACAUUUGGCAAAGAUGUGCGGAGGUUGGCAACGUGGGACUCUGAGAAAGGACUGAAUGGUAGCCUACAAGAACGACGUCUGGGCAAUGACUUACAAGGAUUGACACUCAAAGUGGUGACUGUCUUGGAAGAACCUUUUGUGAUGGUGGCAGAGAACAUACUUGGGCAACCAAAACGAUAUAAAGGAUUUUCCAUUGAUGUCCUGGAUGCACUUGCCAAGAAUCUGGGCUUCAAGUAUGAGAUAUAUCAAGCUCCUGAUGGCAAAUAUGGACAGCAGCUCCAAAACAGCUCCUGGAAUGGCAUGAUUGGAGAACUCAUUAACAAGAGAGCAGACCUAGCCAUCUCAGCCAUCACUAUAACACCAGAACGAGAGAGCGUUGUGGACUUCAGCAAACGGUACAUGGACUAUUCCGUGGGGAUCUUAAUCAAAAAGCCCGAAGAGAAAAUCAACAUCUUCUCUCUCUUUGCUCCUUUCGACUUUGCGGUGUGGGCUUGCAUUGCUGCAGCCAUCCCUAUAGUUGGUGUCUUGAUAUUUGUCUUGAACCGGAUCCAGGCAGUCAGGGCGCAGAACGCUUCCCAGCCAAGCCCUUCUGCUUCCUCCACCCUUCACAGUGCCAUCUGGGUUGUGUACGGCGCUUUUGUUCAGCAAGGGGGCGAAUCUACUGUCAAUUCUGUGGCUAUGCGCAUUGUAAUGGGAAGCUGGUGGCUCUUCACCCUUAUCGUGUGCUCUUCCUACACAGCAAACUUAGCAGCAUUUCUCACAGUAUCAAGGAUGGAUAAUCCCAUAAGAACAUUUCAGGAUCUGUCCAAACAAAUGGAUAUAUCUUACGGUACAGUCAGGGAUUCAGCAGUGUAUGAAUACUUUAAAGCAAAAGGGACCAACCCUUUGGAGCAGGAUAACACAUUUGCUGAACUGUGGAGGACUAUCAGUAAGAAUAAUGGGGCAGAUAAUUGUGUAUCGAACCCUUCUGAAGGCAUCAGGAAGGCAAAGAAAGGAAACUAUGCUUUCCUGUGGGAUGUGACGGUGGUGGAAUACGCCGCGCUGACGGAUGACGAAUGCUCUGUGACAGUCAUUGGAAACAGCAUCAGCAGCAAAGGAUACGGGAUAGCACUCCAGCAUGGAAGCCCCUACAGAGAUCUUUUCUCCCAGAGGAUCCUAGAGUUGCAAGAAAGCGGAGAUUUGGAUGUUCUUAAACAGAAAUGGUGGCCACGGAUGGGACGUUGUGACCUGAAUAGCCAUACCAAUGCACAGACAGAUGGGAAGGCACUCAAGCUUCACAGUUUUGCAGGCGUUUUCUGCAUUUUAGCAAUAGGCCUUCUUCUUGCAUGCUUGGUGGCAGCAUUGGAGUUGUGGUGGAACAGCAACCGUUGUCAUCAAGAAACACCGAAAGAGAUACAGCAUGGGCAGCAGCAGUGCAAACUUCCCCACAUUGCCCCACCAAUGUGCCUCAACCCUGACCUGGAGAGACCACCUUUAGGGAUGGCCAAUGAUGUGAGGUUGGGCCUCAGAAGCAUGGACAAAGAAGUGAACCUGGAGCAGGUCCACAGACGCAUGAACAGUUUAAUUGAUGAAGACAUAGCCCACAAGCAAAUCUCUCCAGCGUCCAUUGAAAUCUCAGCCUUGGAGAUUGGUGGCAUGCAGCCAGCUCAGACCCUGGAGCCGGUACGCGAAUACCAGAACACGCAACUUUCUGUCACCACCUUUUUACCAGAACAGACAACUCAUGGUGCCAGCAGGACACUCACAGCUGCCUCUGGCAGCAACCUGCCGCUGCCCCUGAGCAGCUCAGCCACCAUGCCCUCCAUACAGUGUAAACACAGGUCGCCAAAUGGAGGACUAUUUCGUCAGAGUCCUGUGAAAACCCCGAUCCCAAUGUCAUUUCAGUCUGUGCCAGGGGGAGUCAUUCCAGAAGCAAUGGAGCCCUCGCAUGGAACAUCCAUAUGAUGAAAACAAACAGUAAAACAACCAGCAGAGCUUUUUAAUACAAAAUUUAAAAGAAACAAAAAAAACAAAACAGACUCCUACAUUUUUCUUGUAUAUACCUGUAAAUAAUGAAAGAAUGAAGUGGGGUAAAAGUGUAUUUUGAAUAUUCCCAAUUUUCGAAGUCAGUAAAAAACAAAACAAAAAACAAACAAAAAUGUAUGAAUGACUUUGUAAAUUUUGUUCUAUAUGAAUAAAAAGGCAAACUACUUGUGAUCGUUCUCAAGUGCCAAAGAAGACCAGUUACUGGGACUGAGGGCCGUACAUUUUUUUCCCGUGGAUUUCAACACUUAUUCCCUUACUGUUCUUUUUUGUUGUUGUUUUUUAAGAGCAAAAGCAUUAUCUGUUUCUUGAUAGAAAAGUUCACCAUGCUCAGAUCUCUCCUUUCCCCUGAACCCUAUUUUAUAGUCAAGAUGGCAAUUCACUCGGAGAAUUUAACAGCUGGUAUUAGCAUAGUAGUAACAAAUGUGUUAAACAUGAAUUGUAACUAAAAUCCAACGAACAAGCAAACAAAAAAAGAGAACUUUUUCCUUCUAACAAGGUUUUAAACUUCCACACAGUUUCUAAGUUUAAGCACAGGUUUAUCGAAUUGGGUUUUUACGUGUGUGCUGCGCUGUGUGGCUCUUUUAUUUAACCUUCUCUGUUUUGUUAUAUAUAUGUAAUAGAUAUUAUAUAUAUAUUAUAUAUAUGACAUAUAUAUUAUAUAUAUAAAUGCUUUGAUAAACAAAAGGGUUUAGGUUAAGGAGAAAGCUUUUAAGAAAAACUGUUCAGCUCUUUUUUGUGUCUUGUGUACACGACUGAAAACGGGGAGGAACCAAUGCUGAAAGGAGUGAGACAAUGAAGAGCUUUAAUGGGCAGGAGUUAAUGGUGUUGCAGUGACUGUGCCCUCUGGUGCCAUCUCUUUCUUUAAGAUUUCAAGGAAUUUGCUGCAUAAUGGAUGCAACACGCUCUGUUGAAGUCAUAUCCCUGAAUGACAAGGCUAAGCUCAUGACUAUAAGCACAGGUCUGCUAUUUUUCCAUUGAUUUUGUAAAGAGAAACAUUUUAAUGGCCAUGUCUAUAAUCUUGGUAGAAAUGGCUGUAAAAUGCCUUUUUUUUUGUCUGUGAAACACAAAGAGAGGACAAAGAUAGAGCAACACGAAUAGCAAAUUUAAUGUCUCGUUCUGCAAAUAUUACCAGUGCAAUUUCAUAUGACAAAAAAAUCAAACCAAAACCAAACCACAUUGUUUCCUUCCCAAAUAGUAGUUUGAAUGCCCAAGAUAACUGAUCUGCUACCCCCCCCCCCCGCCCACUGUUGCUAAUGGACCAUCACUAUCUUUCAGAAUUGGGAUGACUUAGUCUUCUCAAAUGUAAGCCUAUAGCUAGGUUGUAAUUUCCCUUUGUAGCUGGAUUUCUUCACUUUGUUAGAACACUGCUAUUUGGAAAAAGCUGUAGAUCUUGGUGCAGCAAAAUCACUGCCUACAUGAAGGUCAAAAAUUAUGUUUGAACAGAGGUAAAAAUGCAUUCACAUCCCAAGAAAGUCAGCAGGCAAUCUGGGUCAAGUUUUUGGAUAAAUAAACAUUCCAUUGACGGCUCCUAAUUUGAUUUGCAUAAUUAUGCAACAGGUAUAUUUAUGGGAUGAUAAAAGUCCCCAAAUUUUUACAUUUCUAGUUUAAGCAGUUGGGAAGAAAAGUCAAACUGUGAUACAUAAACAGCCUAAUGGAAGAGCAUGCUCAGCAUACUACUUUUUAAAUGAGGAAUAUUGAUGGUGAGCUUACAGAAGGAGUACUCUUGCAGGGAUUAAUUUGUCUCUGUUGUCAAGCUGGUUCCUUGUGAAGACAGUGCAAUUUUGCAGCUUGGCACAAAUUGCACUAUUUGCUUCAAACUAAUUAAAAAUGAAUAAUGCUCUAGUCAGCUGACUAGAUUUAUCGUGUUUAGAGACUUGGCCCACACAAGCUUGGGAUAUUUUUUUUUCUUCUUUCGUCGUACUUUUCCUUAUCAUUAUCUUAACAAACCCAAGGCCACAGGAAAAAAUAGACAUUUCUUCCCCUUAUUUUUUCCCACCUUCCAUGAAUACACUAACUAGUUGUGGCAGAAACAGCUGCACAAAAAGACUACGCACACCUAGGUAUCUGUAAAGGCACUUAGGAGAAAGCGCGCAACUAUUUGCAUUGGAAAAAAUCUCUCAUUUUUAUUACCAGUUUAAGAUUUAGGCAGCUGCAGAGGAACAUGCUCCAGCAGAGGUGCAAGGAGAUGCUUGUGUAGCUACAAGGGUGCAAUCUGCAAGGUAGGGCUUGGCUGGAGUGGGUACUCCCUCCCCAGCAGUACCAGAGUGAGGAGGCCAUCGCCCCUAGUGCUGAGCAUCCCCCAGAGCACAGGUGGGUGAGCAGCUCACUCAGCAUGAGGCAGUUGCCCAGCCACAUCCUCCCUUCUGGAUGGUGAAGGGCUGGGGUGAGCUGGUGGUGCGUGGCAGUGUAGCCACUGCUACUGGCUCUGCAUUAAUGUUGUAGCAAACAAGCUUGUCAGAGGUUGUCUGAGCUGCUCCCUUGCCAUUUCCCCACAAAGCAUGCUAUUUAUUUGCUUCAGCAAAGCUCAGAGCAGGAGAUUGAAACCCUCCUUUACUGAGGCAUCAUUGCUUUCACAAAACUUAUUAGAUCAUUUUCGUAUUAUAGUCUAAACCACUGUACUGAAUAAUUUAAACUGAACUGCAUUGGUGGAAUAAAUUGUGAAUACAGUAUAUUUGGGGGAUUAACUUUAACAUUCUCCAUAUUCAGUGUUCUUCUCCUGGCUUAGUCUUGCCGCAUACUGUAAAGUUUGGAAGUGUGGUUUAACUUACAAUGUUGGAUCUCACUGAUUCUCAUGGACAGAAUAUGACUUGCCUGUUUGAAUGCUCUGCAGGAUUACAUCUAAGAUGAUCAGGGUCUUAAAGAAUCAAACCACACAGUCCUCUCUCAGAAAAGUAUUUAAGCAUGUGUGUAAGCCCUAUAGAAAGCAGCUGCUUUAUGCACAGGUUGAAGUGCUUUGCUGGUUAACAACGGAGUUAAACUGCACGUCUCAAAUUAAAUAUAUGGCUAAUUUUAAGCAGAUGAGUGAGCUCACCAAACUCCCUAGGACUAUUCAGUUGCUUAAAGUUAACAGUUUCGAGUGCUUUCCUGCACCAGGGUCUAUACCAUAAAAGUAGGAAUCCACAAUGGAUCUGUCACUGUCUAGUAAUUAUUUGUUUAUAUAAAGUUAGCAAGUCAUAGCUUGAGCCUGUCAACCAUGACAGGAAGCUGUUAAAUCUUUCAUGUGAUGGUGGUUUGGUUUUAGAUUGUUUAAGCAAAUCACCAGGUUCUCCUUGAACAUAAACAAUGUUUUUUUCCCCAUAACUUUCAGUUUUCAAAGUAAAUGCAGAAUGUAUGAUUUCCAUAUUCUGUCUCCUGUUUUAUAUUUAUAUCUUCAUUUUGACAGAUCAAAGCAUUCGCUUUCUAUAUAACAUGUAUUCACCACACACUCGUGCAUAUAUAUAUACAUGUGCAGUUAUUCACAGAAGAAGUGAGAAAUAUAGUUUCUAUGUGAUGUAAAUGAGCAUAAGCUCAAAGCUCUCACAGAGCUGUGCUUAUUUACACCACCUGCAGAUUUGACCCUUCACUUUUAAUAUCUGGCAAGCUGAAGUACAAAAACUGGAGAAAUUCCUGAAAACUUUGAAGACCAAACUGUGCCCUUGAUUUUCAAAUGGAACUUCCCCUGAAUGUGCUUAAAAAAGGGAAUAAUGUACGAUCCCAAAUAUUCCAGCUUCUCCAGGAUGUUUACAUUGCAAAGGUGGCUGUACAUGAAAUGGAAAUCGAGUGCCUAUACCUUCCUUUUAUCGUGCUCUUUUGCUGAUGAACUUUCACCAAAGUGACAUCUGUGGCACAGCACUUGUAGUGUGUCUUGUCCUAUUGAUCCAUUAGUUUAGAAAUGACUUUAUUUUCAUACAAAAAUGUGACUCCGUUUCUUCUAUUUGCUUGCAAUCCACGGGCAAUCUGCUUGCAAUCUGAAGAAUGCAUUGCUUUUAUUUCUUAGUAUGUCAUGUUUUCCUAUUGCAAUGGAAAAAGAAUAAUUGUGCUUUUUAAUUUCAGAGUUGAAACUUGAUAGAACGUUUUUAUGCUGAGUUACAACUACAAGUGUGCAAUAUUUGUCUUGCAAAGUGAAAUUCCCAAUAUCUGCCUUGCUUUGAUAACCAUUGCUGCACUGUAGAUGAAGUCUCAGCCAAACAACUCACUUUCCUUUAGUCUGCUGAUAGAAUAAAACACUUAAACCUGGGUUCUCACCUGCGUAAAUCAGCAUCCCUCCAGUGAAAGGGUCAAGCAUACUGAGUUUCUGUAGGUGAGGAUUUGGCUCUUACUAUUGGGCUUGAGAGCACUGCUUCCCAUAAACCUGUAUUCAAUGAUAGCUCUGAAAAGGAAAACUUUUUGAGUCUGAAAAAUGAACCUCAAGGAGGAACAUUUAUUACCGUUUUGAGCACUUAACAUGGAUUUGAGUUUAAACUGUGUGCUGAAAUAGCUUAGAGAACAAAUUUCUUCUUAAAAUCUGUUCAAAUUUAGGUACACCUCUCCUCUAAGAAAGGUUAAAAGCUGUUGACUUGGUGGCAAAUGGAGCAUUCCUUUCAGAGGAAAUCAUGUUACUGGGACAGUACAGCAACCACAGUGCUCAGACCUUUUUAUUUUAUUUUGCUUUACUGACUUGAACUUACGUUGUGAGCAGCUAAAGAGUGACACAGAUCUAAACACAACACAUUUGGGGCACCCUGUUGGAAAUUUCCCAAAGAAUCCACAUCCUUUGGAAACCCUGGGAAAGGCAAGGAGAAAGUUAGAAGAAAACUCUGAAGAGAAGCAAAGUUAAAGGUAAAAAUGAAUAUGUGGUAAAGGGGAAGGGAGGAAAGGGUGGUUACAACUCAUAUGUCUAGCAAAGCUGUAUUACUUGUAUGAGAAGCCUAGAUUCCAUCACACAAGCAGUCACCUCAGUUAAUUAUUAUUUUUCUUAAUUUUUAGGAAACAAAUAAAAACAGUAUUUGUUCUACCAGAAACAGUUGUUAUAUUAUUUAAGAGUUGGAAUUAUUUGUUUGGUGAUGCCAGUUUUUUGGCUUGAUUCUCACUCAGCUGGGGAAAAUCAGUUUCAGUCAGUGAUUUGCACCUAAACCAGCUGUGGGCUGCUUGCUGGAUGAUACUCCCAGUGGUUGUUUAGGUCUGCAGCUGCAAAAAAUCAGCCUCACUCAGCUACUCAUAAACCUCUAACUGCUCUGGUUUGGGGUAAGAGUUAAGGCUUAGUGGUAUUAGCUGUAUAUGUCUUUGGAUUCCUGGAUAAGGAUACUGCUUUGCUAGUGCUUGUAUUGGAGGGAAGCAGCACAGAAACUUGGCUUCUCCAAGUUUGUGAGGUAACUAAAACCAGAAGUAAGUAACGUGUAAGGCUUCAGUUUCUUGCUGAGUUUUAUUUUCUCCUAAGUUUACUGUCAGGCUUAUUAGAGGGAUUUUUUAAUUUUAUUUUUUUUAAUUGCACAAUUACAGGGUACUGCUUGAAUUCCUUUGGUUUUUUUCCCCGCUUAAAUUGGUAUCAGAUAGCUUGCUUAGAAAUCAAUUAACGCUGGUGGUAACUUCAUGUCGUGUUUUAAUGGAGCACCACCAUAAGAAAGUUGUUUUGUCUUUUUUUUUUUAUUCCUUUUCUUGUAAGUCUCAUUGGAAGACGUCUUACCUCUGGGUAACUGUUCAAUUGUUCUAAUGCAAUUAUAAAGCUCUGUAGUUUUGAAGGUGUCAGGGUUUCUAUCUGUUCUGGUCUCUAUAUAACAUAAGGUGGCGAAAAUAAGUCCUUACAAUCAUAGAUAAAUACAGACAUGGAAAGUAGCAGGGUAGGGAAAAAACUUGAACAAAAAAGAAGAAAAUGUUUGCACGUCUUGCCAAAGCUUCAACUGCUUGGAUGACUGGCUGGGACAGAAAAUUAUUUCUGAAUAGUAUGUUACAUAUGACUGACUGUACCAUAGAAAUCAUCUGAAAUGUUUCUAGGUGGGAAACCACAAAGCACAGCUCAACAUGCCCCCAAGUUGUUUUCAAGAUAAUGAGCUUUUUUUUUUAUUGUUUUGUUAUAAUGUCAUAACUGAAGCUGUAUGUGACAGGAUAUGGAACCAGAGGUUUUAAAACAGCUUUAGUUAAUUAUCAGAUUGCUUUUAGGCUCUCAUUCUAAAAAGUCACUCACUAAAGGAAAUAUCUUUGAGAUUUUCUAUAUUUUAAUAUUAAUUUCUUUCCCUCUUGUAAAAUGUAUGUAUUUGUUUUCUGAUGGAAUUAUUUUUGAAGUGGUUAAGUAUAGCACAAAGAAGCCCAGCACUUCAGGUGAGAAUUGCAGCUAAAAGAACAAAAGAGCAUACAACCACAACAAUGAUCUGUGAAGAAGAGAGAUCCCAGAUUUAUGUAUUUUUUUUCUAUAUAUCAGCAGAAAAAACUUGACUUCUGUUUAAUGUACUUUUUAUAUGAUUUAUAUUGGAUCAAUCCCAUCAAAUUAAAUAUUUGCCAGAAGCAAAAUAUUCCAGCCCACCAAAGUGCUGAAAUGCAUAUUUGCAAAUAAAUCUAAGCAGACACUGGAAA